UCAUCAGUUGUUAAGAAAGAGAGAGAGAGAGAGAGAAAUAUAAAGAAAAAAAAAAGAGUAUAUGAUAGCAUGGAGGUCAUCAUCAAUACCCUCUCUAGCUAGCUAUCUCAUCUUCUAUUUCUGAGCAACUAUAUCUCAUCUUUCUUCCACACUCAUGCUCCCCUCAUAAUAUAAAUUAAUUCACUUAAUUUAUAUUUGAAACUAUAGCUAGAUAUAUUGAAGUUUGAAAAUUUUUAUUCAUGGCUAGACAACUUUGUCAUGAAGAUGACAAAACAUCAAGUGGUGGAUUUUGUUACAACCCAACGAUUCAAACACAAAUCCAAGGUUUUGUGUCCGAUCCAGAGAUGUUCAAUCUCACAACAGGGAUGGAGAUGAUAGGUUUUUCCAAACAACAUCUUCAACAACAUAGUACUGACACAACAAACUCUGUCAUGUGGAAAACAAAUUUCUCAGGAAAACUAAGUCAACAACAUGUUGGUCCUUCCUCUUCUUCAAAAACCAUGAAUGAUAAUUUCUAUCAUCAUCAAGAUUUCACUGUUUCUGAUACAACAAGUAGUGAUCAGAAUCUAAACAACAUGGUUCAUCAUGAUUCAUCUUCACAUCAUCAGUGGCAACAAGUUGAUGAUUCAUCUUUAAGAUGUGUUUUCCCUUGUGAAGGUAAUGAAAGACCAAGUCAAGGACUUUCACUCUCUCUUAGUUCAACAAACCCUUCCUCUAUUGGUUUACAAUCUUUUGAACUAAGACAUACUACUAAUCAUCAUUUGCAAGAUCAAGGGUAUCAAGGUCAUUUUCUUCUCAAAAACUCUAAGUUCUUACUUCCAGCACAAGAACUUCUCAAUGAGUUUUGUAGUUUAGAAAGUACUAAGCAAAAUGAUUUAGUUUUACAAAAGCAAAAAUCUCAAAAGUUCAACAACAAGCAAAGUUGGGAAGAUGAUAACAACAAUGGUGGUAGCAGUUCUUCAAUCAAACAAUCUUUAACCUCUGUAGAGUUUGUUGAAUUGCAGAAGAGAAAAACUAAGCUCCUUUCCAUGCUAGAAGAGGUUGAUAGAAGGUACAAACACUAUUGUAAUCAAAUGAGGAGUGUGGUUUCAUCAUUUGAAGCUGUAGCUGGAAAUGGAGCUGCGAAAGUAUAUUCAGCUUUGGCUUUAAAAGCUAUGUCAAGACAUUUUAGGUGUUUGAAAGAUGGAAUUUUAGAACAAAUUCAAACAACAAGAAAAGCAAUGGGAGAAAAAGACCCUGUUGCACCUGGAACAACAAAGGGUGAAACACCUAGGCUUAAAAUACUUGACAGAGUUUUGAGACAACAAAGAGCAUUUCAACAAAUCAACAUGAUGGAAACACAUCCUUGGAGACCUCAACGUGGUCUUCCUGAACGUUCUGUUUCAAUUCUCAGGGCUUGGCUUUUUGAACACUUUCUUCAUCCGUACCCAAGCGACGUUGAUAAGCAUAUUUUGGCCCGCCAAACCGGUCUCUCAAGAAGCCAGGUAUCAAAUUGGUUUAUUAAUGCAAGAGUGAGACUAUGGAAGCCAAUGGUGGAAGAAAUGUAUUUGGAAGAAGAGAAAGAGCAACAAAGAAACACGACAACCUCGGACGGAGGAAACAAUAUUAAUCAUGAAGAGGAUAAUCUUAAUGUACUUCAAAACCAAUCUCAAACUCAACCUCACGAGGAUCAAAAGCCACGACUCCUUCGAAUCGAUUCUGAAUGUGUCUCGUCUAUCAUCAACAAUGAUCAUAAAAAUGAUGCUAAUAAUAAGAAUUUGAAUCAUCAUCAAUUAGCCGCGGAUGCGUUUGGCUCGGUUGAUAUUGAUUUUUCAUCUUAUAAUACGCAUCAUUCUUCUUCUGACAUGGUUGCUGCUUACACAAGUGGUGAGAGUUUCCACCAAGGUGGCAGCAGUGGUGGAGUGUCAUUGACGUUAGGGUUACAACAACAUGGUGGAAAUGGAGUUAGUUUGGCUUUCCCACCAACAUCACAGAGUCCAAUGUUCUAUACCAGGGACCAAAUUGAAGAACCGGUUCAGUACUCUCUUUUGGAUGGUGAAGGAACAAAUAUUAUGCCAUACAGGAAUCUCAUGGGGACACAAUUGCUACAUGACUUGGCAUAAUACAUGGCAAAGGUUGUUGAAUUAAUGUUAUUAAUUUGAUUGAAGCUUCAGUCAAAAAUAUUGAAUCAUGAAGGUGCGUAUUCAGAUAUCACAUUUUAGGUCAUGGUAUAACCAUUUAUAUUAAUAGGGGAACUGAGACUAGUGAAAUUAAUGAAUUAAAUUAGACAGAUUGAUACUUUUAAAUCUUAACUAGCUAGCUCAGUAUAUUGGUAUUGGUAUAUUAAUAUAUACAUGAUGUUGCUUCCAUUGAGAAGUUACACUUAGAUAAUAUAUUGCUUCAAUAUGUUUUUUAUCA
Medicago truncatula (barrel medic) is the source of this 2397-nucleotide messenger RNA. Its product is annotated as homeobox protein BEL1 homolog. The coding region runs from base 240 to 2102 and encodes 620 amino acids. Gene Ontology annotation, molecular function: DNA binding. The record is from RefSeq and is a predicted model, not a curated record. The transcript is spliced from 4 exons. NCBI's taxonomy places the organism in Eukaryota, Viridiplantae, Streptophyta, Magnoliopsida, Fabales, Fabaceae. Gene Ontology annotation, biological process: regulation of DNA-templated transcription.